Endocarpon pusillum Z07020 is the source of this 1659-nucleotide messenger RNA. RefSeq lists its product as uncharacterized. The record is from RefSeq and is a predicted model, not a curated record. Bases 1 to 1659 code for a protein of 552 amino acids. Lineage: Eukaryota; Fungi; Ascomycota; Eurotiomycetes; Verrucariales; Verrucariaceae. The transcript has a single exon.
AUGGUCUUGAUGGCUGCGUCGCGGCACCGCUCAUCUGGUGGAUCAGAUCUUGGUGAUUCUUGGGUGGUCAAUGACAGCGAUGAGGAUGAGUCGAGUCCAGAUGAAGACCCUCCUACCACGCCAGAAGAGCCUGCUAGACGUCAAAGGAACAGGUCGCAAAACCAUCGCAUCGUCACUCAAACCAGGCAGCCCCGGCGAUCUUCGCGCACAUCAUCUGCGGCACCUGAACCCGAGUUGGUUAUGCCAUCUAUACAUCAAGGUCAAGUCGAAGGGUCUUGGACCAGCACCAAGGAGCGCCCAGAAGCCGUCACUUCGCCUCGAAAGCGCAAUUCCAAAUUAGCGACUUCAUUUCCUGGGGAGGCCAGAAGUGAUCACAAAUCACGUCGCUCUAGCCAAGCACAGAUGCGGAAUGUCAAGAGCUCAAAAGACGCCGCUGUGGAUCAUCCGAGCGACAGAGUACUCUCUGUGCUUGGAUAUUCCGUAGACUGGUUCCUUGAUGUCUUUGGUGGAGCACUCAAAGCAUUACGAAAGCCGAUAUCGUUGGUUAUUGCGCUGUACUUGUUCGCUGGUCUUAUGGUGAUGGUGCAGAAUAUUCUGACUCGAUCCAUCUAUUCUGCUCUGUCGCCAGUUUGUCGUAUCCCCGGGAUGUCCUUGCUCGGCCUCCCAUUAUGCCGGACUCCGUUACCACAGGGCUAUCAGGAUACUCCGAAUGCGCCCGUCGAGUUUGAUCAGCUCAUGAAUGUCCAAGGCCAAUUUGAAGAGGUGCUUGAGGCAUCCACUGCAGGCAUAUCCCUCCCACUUGAUAUGAAGCGAGGCGAGACAUCGAUACGAGAUUUGAGGCAGAUUGUUCGCUUCAGCCAUUUAAAUUCGAAGCAGGAGAUGAUCCUGGAACUUGAUGGCUUCAUCGAAACUGCUCGGAUUGCAUCCUAUGACCUCCAGAAAUUCAAUUCUCAUGUUGGACGAGGCGUCGAUAACGUACUAGCUACAGCCCGCUGGACCCAAAAAGUCCUUGAUGAUAUUGCUAUCAAGAAAUCCAGCAGAGGUCUGCUGCCAGCAUUUGUCCAUGACAAAUUCCUCGCACCAUUUCAGCCGCUCAAAUUCACAGAAAACACACUUCUCAGUCAAUACAUCGAGCAUACGCGAAUCGUCUCUGAUGAGAUUGAGACUCUAAUUGCUGAGGCCCAGGCCCUCCUCUAUGUUCUGCAAAACCUUGAAGACCGUCUGGAUGUCAUUCACGGCAUCACUUUACGCGACAAUAUCCAUGCUCAAGGUCAGAAAGAUGAGAUUUUGUCUCAGCUAUGGACCUUGCUUGGAGGUAAUCGUGCUGCACUGGGCAAAUAUAACUCCCAACUAAAGCUAUUGCGCCAAGUUGGAGAGUACCGCAAAAUUGCUUGGGCGCAUGUUUCUGGUACGAUCAUAAGACUGCAAGCCAUGGGUGCUGAAUUGGAAGAGCUUAGAGAGCGUGUUGGUAGUGCUGAGCUCUUAGAAGGUCGCAAGGAGAUACCUUUAUCCGUCCAUUUGGAAAGCAUCAGACUCGGGGUGGAGAGAUUGGAAAAAGGACGAGAAGCAUCAAGAGAGCUUGAGCAAAGUCAUUUGAAUAGAGUGCUGGACCAUGGGGGCAAGGACAAAAAAAUGGAAAUACGUCUGGUAGAAGGAUGA